This is a messenger RNA of Bombina bombina (fire-bellied toad), 1042 nucleotides long. Its product is annotated as microfibril-associated glycoprotein 4. The record is from RefSeq and is a predicted model, not a curated record. Gene Ontology annotation, biological process: elastic fiber assembly. The transcript is spliced from 7 exons. Lineage: Eukaryota; Metazoa; Chordata; Amphibia; Anura; Bombinatoridae. The coding region runs from base 212 to 1006 and encodes 264 amino acids.
CAAUAACGGGUUUUACAAGAUAAACCAAGGGAGAUAGAUGUUUCUGAGGAUUUGAGAAUUUACCUGUUGAGCAAUAUCACAACUCCUCCGAACUCACAAGAAGACAAAAACAAGGAAAGAGAGAGACGCGUUCCAUCAGAUCUGGCAGGUCUCACUGUGACAUAUUAUAGAGAGAUAGACAGACGCACAGACAUACAAGACUGGAACAAAUAUGCAGAAGCUGCCAGUGUUUCUUGCGCUUUUUUUGUCCCUGAGAUGUGAUUCUGCAACCCCAGACCUGACACCAAAAAACCAAGAUAACAUCAGGGUCUGUAUGGAUUCCUGUUACCCCCACGACUGCUCGGAUGUGUACAGAACACAGGGACUGACAACGGAUGGGGUGUACCUGAUAUACCCCUCUGGAACUAACUCUCCUGCAGUACCUGUCUACUGUGACAUGACUAGCCCAGGAGGACCAUGGACUGUAUUUCAAAAGCGAUUUAAUGGUUCAGUAAACUUUUACCGUGGUUGGGAAGAAUAUAAAUCUGGAUUUGGACUUGCAGACGGGGAGUACUGGCUGGGAUUGCAGAAUAUUCAUCGUCUUCUGCAGAAAAAGUCCUAUUAUCUGAGAAUUGACAUGGAAGAUUUUGAGAAUGAGAAAAGAUUUGUUACAUAUGGUACAUUCUACAUCUCACCUCUUGCAAUAUCUCCUGAGGAGGAUGGGUACAGACUGCAUAUCAGCGGAUUCAAGGAAGGCGAUGAAUUAAAACCGACAGGAAAUGGUCUAGCAACACAAAACGGUAUGAAAUUCUCCACUUACGACCGAGAUGGAGAUAUAUAUCAUGCAAACUGUGCUUUGAUCUUUAAGGGGGCAUCUUGGUACAGCAACUGCCACAGCGCAAACUUGAAUGGUAAAUAUCUGAAAGGUGAAACCACGGAGUAUGCAACUGGCAUGACGUGGUCUCCCUGGAAAGGACAAUACUACUCCCUAAAGACAUGUGAGAUGAAGAUAGCGCCAGCCGAGUAACCCUCACAUCACCAUCCUGAGUGUGCGCUGAUAUUA